UUCAGUACUCAGGAAGUGAGUGCAGGGCCCGAGCUGUUACUACGCUUUCACUGUCAUACAUUUACACCAAGAAGUUGUUUGUUUGCUGUUUCGACAGACCAUUUCGACCCGAAAUCCCGACUGCAAUCGCAGGGGACUCUGCAACACUACGAGUAAAAGGAUCUAACCAGCAGAAAGAUCUCCUCGUCAUCUUGAGUACGAUGGCCAACACGGCUGGCACAGCAGCUUUGUGUGGUGAUCUCAAGGCCUUUCUAAGCCAAAACCUUUCCAAAGGCAACAUUUCCCUGGUAACGCCGUCCAGCUACAGCCCAGCCACCAAGAUUACACUAGGAACGGUUAAUUCAAAUGUGGGAGCCCAAAUGAUUUUAAGUACGCCACAGAGAGUGCCUCACCCUGGAGGUAUCCUCAUCGGCAGCCCAUUUACGCCGCACACAACGCCGGUUACCAUGGUUACUCAGGCACACCCUCCCGAGGGCAAUGAGUGGACCCCGGGAAACAAAAAGAGGACACAUGACUACAUGGAUUCAUAUUACUCAGAUAGGGAUGGCCUGUGUUCAAGUGACUCUUCAUCCAGUAAAAGAAUGAAGAGGGCUGAUAAGAAUGGUAAAGGCCUGAGGCACUUCUCCAUGAAGGUGUGUGAGAAGGUACAAAAGAAAGGCACCACAUCCUACAAUGAGGUGGCCGAUGAGUUGGUGGCUGAGUUCACUCACGCAAGCAGCCUGAUGCCUGCCGACUCGCAGGUGUAUGACCAGAAGAACAUCCGCCGGCGUGUGUACGACGCGCUUAAUGUGUUGAUGGCCAUGAACAUCAUUUCCAAAGAGAAGAAGGAGAUUCGCUGGAUUGGCCUGCCCACAAACUCGGCUCAAGAGUGCCGAAAUCUGGAGCUGGAAAAACAGAAACGUCUGGAAAGAAUCCGACAGAAAAGAGCCCAGCUAGAGGAGCUGAUAUUACAGCAGAUCGCAUUUAAGAAUCUGGUACAGAGGAACCGGGCCAAUGAAGCAUCAUUUCAGUCAACACCCCCUCCAGGAUCCGUUAUCCAGCUUCCCUUUCUCAUUCUCAACACAGACGUCCGCACCGUCAUCGACUGCUCCAUCUCUAGUGAUAAGUGUGAAUACCUCUUUAACUUUGACAACACAUUUGAGAUCCAUGAUGACAUUGAGAUCCUGAAGCGAAUGGGCAUGUCUUUGGGGCUUGAGAACGGCACAUGCUCUUCGGAGAACCUCAUCAUGGCCAAAUCUCUAGUGCCCAAGUCACUGGAAACUUAUGUCACUAACAUGGCCAGAAACACCAACAGAACACCUCUCAGUCACAGAAGUCACAGCAGCACUGCCCCUUCACACACCUCAGAGUCUCGCGGUCAAACGCCCAGCUCCUUUAAUGAGGAAGAGGACGAUGAUGACGAAAAUCCCUCAUCCCCAGAGUGAAGCUCAGCUCUGCGGGAUGUCGGCUCUCUCUCUAUGCUGGGACAGGAUUCCCGAGCAGUGCUAGGGAGGAAUGCUACACAGGAAAUAAGCUGCCACUCCUCGCUAUAUUAUGAUAUUUUUAACUUCCCUCACAAUCUCUCUCUUCCUCUUUCCCAGUUUGCCACUAUUUUUGUGGAGUUUUUGCCUCUGAGAGAGACAUUUUGCUUUAUUUCUGUGGUUCUUUUUUACAGUAUGCUAUCAGAUUAACGAGCCGCAGGUCGGGGCGAAUAAAUGAAGGUUAGCAGAUGUUUCAUGAAAGAUCCUCUGUUAAACUCUCUCAAGUCAUCUCAGUAUGCUUACUUUCUCUGCUUCCUUUCCAGAGGACUUUCAAAUUCUUUCUGAAAAUCUAUUUAUUUCGGUCAUAUUUAAAUAUGACAUAACAGCAUAGUCCAGCGGGCUAGGGCCACUUUAUUUUCUUCUCUCUGGGGAUCGGAAAGUAUUGUCCUGCUCUUACCUGUUUCUGUGUUCUUUGAUUGGAAGGAAUUUACAUCCUUGCAGAAAAAAAUUUAAAAUUGUCUUUUUUAUAGAUUGAUUUAAUGUCAUUUUGUUGUAUUGCAUAGUUUACUUCUUGUCAUUUACUGCAAUAGUUGAAGGGAAAUGAAAUAAUGAUAGUCCACAUGUUGCGUCAAGCUGUUUGAACGUUGCAUGUUGGGAGAUGUUGUCUUCGUGUGUGUGUGUGUGUGCGUGCGCACGCGUGCUCGUGCGCGUGCGUGCGUGCAUGUGAUUUAAAAAAACAAAACAUUUUUGUUACAAUUUAGAGUGGCCAAUACAAAGGAAACUACCCUGAUCCGCUCAAGUUGCCAUUUUAAACAGACUCAACCUUACAGGAUAACUAAUAUGACUUUUUGGUUUGCAAUUGUAACUAUGUACAUGUAUGCAUACAGUAUAUAAACAUAUAAUUUUGGUUA
This is a messenger RNA of Myxocyprinus asiaticus (Chinese sucker), 2371 nucleotides long. Its product is annotated as transcription factor Dp-2-like. The coding region runs from base 201 to 1424 and encodes 407 amino acids. Gene Ontology annotation, molecular function: RNA polymerase II transcription regulatory region sequence-specific DNA binding; DNA-binding transcription factor activity, RNA polymerase II-specific. NCBI's taxonomy places the organism in Eukaryota, Metazoa, Chordata, Actinopteri, Cypriniformes, Catostomidae. The record is from RefSeq and is a predicted model, not a curated record. The transcript is spliced from 14 exons. Gene Ontology annotation, biological process: regulation of transcription by RNA polymerase II; regulation of cell cycle. Gene Ontology annotation, cellular component: transcription regulator complex; nucleus.